This is a messenger RNA of Patella vulgata (common limpet), 1964 nucleotides long. RefSeq lists its product as uncharacterized. Lineage: Eukaryota; Metazoa; Mollusca; Gastropoda; Patellidae. The record is from RefSeq and is a predicted model, not a curated record. The transcript has 2 exons. The coding region runs from base 889 to 1866 and encodes 325 amino acids.
GAGAAUCAGAGUCUGUAAAUAGGAUAGUUACUUGUAUUAUACGAAGCCAAUAUUCCCAAUAACCCUAGCUACUUGAUCACUGAUUUCACUUGGUAUUGGCUUAGAUCUGGUUCUUCUCACUGACUAGAUUGGAUCAGAUUGGAUGUUUGCUCGCAAUAACACGGAUAAAAAGUUCCAGUCGAAGAUGAUGAUCACAAAUAUUACAUAAAGUACGGGAAUGUGUAAAGAACAGCUGAGCGGUGUGUUUUAUCAUGGCUUAGAAUAUCCAUAAUUUGUGGCCUCGAACGAAAAGGUGUGGACAGUGGAAGGGGAAGUGACGUAGACGAGAUAAGAAUGUGAAUACAGUGCACGUGACGAUCAGUGGAUACUUUGAUUGAACCUAAUAAUGUCAAAGUAGAUACUUGAUAUCUUCUCGUGACGUAUAAUUGGAUUGUGUCGCCACAUCGCCGUUGUUUUCCGGAAGUAGUAAAUCACUAUCGAAUCGGUACGUUUUUUUAUGAAUGAAGUCAACCAUUGGUUACCGGAUGUUGCCAAGUAUUCUUGAUUUUUUUUAAUAGAAGUAACCCAGCAUAUUCUAUUCCUCCUGAUGCAUGAGCUUUUACUACUAGUGUUGAUGGUUGGCAGGAAGUGACGUGUGAAGGUUGAUGAACAGACUAAUGAUUGUCAUAGCUGAGUACCUGCGAAUCAUACGGGAAUGGUUUCACGGUGACAAGAUUAGGUUGGCAGGAAGUGACGUGUGAAGGUGUAUUUCGCAUGUAACACGUUGAUGAAUAUAUAAUUUGUUGAUGAAUAGACUAAUGAUUGCCAUAGCCGAGUAUCCACGUAUAAUAUAAGCAUGUUGUCAUGGUGACAAGAUUAGGCUAAAGUAGAUUAUUAUACAUCUAAAUUAUGUUACGUGUUUGUUUCUUAAUGUUAAAAGUGCCAUUAGUCCUAGUAGUUGCCAUGGUGCUAUUUUCAUUAUACCAAAUAAUAUGCUCUGUAACCAUGGUAACGACCUACAACCACAAUGAACCAUAUAUGGAACCAGAACUCAGACAUACAACGCUUCUUCCAAGUAGCAAAUUAUUAUUUCCUGCCAUCAGAAAUAUGACGUUUAAUAAAAAUAUUUCUCUCAUUGGCAAGAUGCAGACGACAUAUUUCGAUGACAUGUCGUAUUCCAAUCUGUUUAUGUAUUUUCAACCAAUCAUUACACCAGACGAGCGGAACUUCAUGUUGUUGACCUUUGACACGUUCAUCCGCGCCUGUCAAUCAGCUAAUAUUACGUACUUCCUGUAUGGUGGAACACUACUGGGUGCUUAUAGACAUCAUGGAAUUAUACCGUGGGAUGACGAUAUUGACGUCAUGUUGAAUUAUUCCGAGAAACAGACAAUUAGAGCAGUUUUAUCAAAUAUUCCCAACUUUGGUUUAUUUUCUCCGUAUAAAAGACAAUGGAAGUUCUAUCAUAAGGGCUUAACGACUUUAAAAACAAAACCAUAUCGAUGGCCAUUUAUCGAUAUCUUCCUAUUCGGAGAAAAUGAAACCCAUAUAUGGGACAACAUACCUCAUUAUAAAGAAGACUUUGUUUAUAAAAAAUCCGACGUGUUCCCUUUACAAUAUCGACCGUUUGAAGAAGUGUUAUUACCUGUUCCGUGUUAUAUAUUAAAUGUAUUAGUGACGAACUAUUUAAUACAUGUCUGUUCAACCACCAACUAUUUACAUAAAAUAGAAGCAGGUUCUCCAUCCAUCUAUAAAAAAAAUGUCUCUUGUAAAAAAUUAUAUGCAAUUUAUCCUUUUGUAUUUCGCCAUCAAACAUCUGAUUCUGUUAUUGAAAGUUUGAUGAUGAAUGGACGUAAGAUACGAUCGGUUACUCUGCCUAAAUAUUAUUAGUUUUUAGAAUGUCAUAUCCAUUAGACGACUUAGUGUAUGUUUAUUAAAAACGAUAAUGGCGUCUUUGAUAUGUCGAAAAAUAAAACAGUGAAGAUCCA